This is a messenger RNA of Trichoderma asperellum CBS 433.97, 480 nucleotides long. RefSeq lists its product as uncharacterized. The record is from RefSeq and is a predicted model, not a curated record. NCBI's taxonomy places the organism in Eukaryota, Fungi, Ascomycota, Sordariomycetes, Hypocreales, Hypocreaceae.
AUGAGCCCGAUCUUGAGCGUAUCUACAAAGAUUGAGAUUGCUGCGUCGCCAGCCGUUGUCAGGUCAGUGUUUUUGGACUUUGCGCGCUAUUCGCAAUGGCAACCCGGCUGGAACAUUCAGCCUGUCGACCCCAGCAAGCAACCUCUGGAUCUGAAAGCGGGGGACGGCCUGAAAGUCAACAUGAAUGGAAGUACACACAAUCCAGUCGUAGUGGAGAAUUCGCCUGAAUCCUUUCAGUGGGAGGGGUCGUUAUUCGGACUUGCCAAGGGCGUGCAUCAGUUCCAUUUCACUCCCAGCGAAGCAACUCCAGGAAGCACCACUUUCACUCAAGGAGAGGAUUUCCGAGGACUCUUGAUCACGCUCUCUUCGCCGUGGUGGAACUCAAGGAAAUUCGAUCUGGGUCCUUGGGACAAAUUCAACGCUGAUCUGAAGAAAGAGGCUGAGAAGACUUCGAAACCGGGCUCAGAGGCGGAGCAUUAG